Nerophis ophidion (straightnose pipefish) is the source of this 3548-nucleotide messenger RNA. Its product is annotated as zinc finger protein OZF-like. Bases 331 to 1791 code for a protein of 486 amino acids. The transcript is spliced from 3 exons. The record is from RefSeq and is a predicted model, not a curated record. NCBI's taxonomy places the organism in Eukaryota, Metazoa, Chordata, Actinopteri, Syngnathiformes, Syngnathidae.
UUCACAUGAGAAGGAGAAGAUGAAGUAGAAGAAGAAGAAGCCGACCUCAUGUUUUGACACUACCACUGACGUAACAUAGCAGUGUGCUAUUUAAGUCUGCGUUAGUCUCUCCGUUUGUACUAAUUCGUCUUUCAUGUGACAAACUACACUUUGUUCAUUCUUAGUCCAAGUAUAAACUUGACUCGUCUCCGUGAACUUUGCAGCUUCAUGGGUUAGCAUAGCGUGCUAGUUAGCUUAGCUUGCUAGCUGCUAACAUUGAGAGUUGGAAGUAAUCAACACGUCGCUAACUAGAGGCCAAAUCUGAGUGUAAACUGUUUUGAUUUUGUGAAGAUGUGCGAAAGAAGGAUGGCAGAGUACGAGGAGGAACUUCCUCGAACAAAAGAGGAGAAGGAGCGACAACGUAGACUACUGGACGCUGUUUGCAAGAAGCAUCAAGUUGUGUUGCACAAAACAGAUUUCCAGCAACUGACUGGACAUGGGAAAGAAAGUCCCCCUAAGUUGCAGGGGCGGGACUCCAUUUUGAAGCAGGAGGAUCAACAGCCCCCUCAUUUUAAAGAAGAAAAGAAGCACCUAAAGCCUAUAUAUGUUAAAGAGAAAGACAAGGAGCUAAAAAACCCUCAUGUAAAAGCAGAAGAGGAGGAUCCACAGCCGCCCCACUGUACAGAAGAAGAGGAGGGAGCGUGUCUUCUCCGACAGGAGGAGGCUGAUCUCACUGUUGUCUCUGUGAAGACUGAAGACCAUGAAGAAAAAACACCUGAGUCUUCACAGCUUCAUCACAGUCCAAACGUCCAGCAGCUGAUUGGUCAUCAAGAAGAACCUCUCUCUUUGUUGCUGGAGGUGAGCUCCCCUUUGAAGCAGAAGGACCCACAGCCCCCCCACAUUAAAGAGGAAGAGGAGGAACUCUGCAUCACUCAGGAGGGGGAGUAUCUUCUAGGGCAAAAAGAGGCUGAUCUCACCAACUUUCCACUAAUUGUUGUGUCUGUGAAGACUGAAGACCAUAAAGACAAACCACCUGAGUCCUCACAGCUUCAUCACAGUCCAAGUGAGGAGAAGAGAGAGGUGGAGCCUCCAAGCAGCAGCUCACCACAACACAUGACAACAGAUGGUGAUGGAGACCACUGUGGAGGAUCAGAAGCAGACAACCUCUUAGCUCCACUAUCAGAUGGUGACGAAUCUCACAUGAAAACACACACAGGGGAAAAAACUUUUGUUUGUUCAGUUUGCGGUAAAUUAUCCUCCCAAAAACGUAAUAUGCAAAUACACAUGAGAAGACAUACAGGAGAAAAACUUUUCAGUUGUUCAGUUUGCGCUAAACCCUUUGUUACAAACUCUGAUUUGACCCGACACAUGCGGACACACACCGGAGAAAAACCUUUCAUCUGCUCAAAUUGUGGCAGAAAGUUUUCUCAAAGGGUAACCAUGUUGUCACACAUGAGAACACACACAGGAGAAAAACCUUUCAGGUGUUCAGUUUGCGGUAAUUUAUUUUCAGAAAAACACAAUAUGCAAAUACACAUGAGAAGACACCUAGGAGAAAAACCUUUCAGUUGUUCACUCUGCGUUAAGGUAUUUUCUGAAAAACAUACUAUGCAAAUACACAUGAGAAGACACAGAGGAGAAAAACCUUUCAGUUGUUCAGUUUGUGCAAAAAACUUUGUUGCGCAGUCUGACUUGACUCGACACAUGCGGACACACUCUGGAGAAAAACCUUACAUUUGCUCAAACUGUGGCAAAAAGUUUUCUCGAAAGGAAAGGAUGCUGUCACACAUGAGAACACACACAGGAGAAUAACAUUUCCUUUUCAGAAAUAACUUUUUGAGUUGACUUUUGUAGAGUCAUUAAUGGUCUACUGCAGGGCUUCUUUAAAGUCUGUACUUUGUGCCAGAUCCAGACCAAAACUUAGUCUGGACCCAGCCGGAAUCCAGCAAGCCUACCGCAUGUUAUGAAUUACAAAACACUAAGUUUCUUUUAGAUACUGGUUGAAAAAAAUAAAUAUGAUUCACAAGAUCCUUUAAGGGUGGAACCGCAGUUUUUACGGGAUUUUGCCCAUCAGUCACAAUCCGUAUGUGAGACAAGCACAUAUUUGUAUAACUGUUGUAAUGUUAUGUCCGAGGACAGACUGUGUUUGUCGGAGGUGUGGUGUGUUUACUGACAAAGCAUGCCUUAAAAACCUGGCAAACAGAACAAAAAUCAAAGUAGCAACUUAAACUAUCAAAAUGUACAAAGCCAAUAAUCUACUCAUUCAAUUCAAUAAAAUGAAGCACGUGAUUUGACCUGCGAUGAGGUGGAAACUUGUCCAGGGUGUACCCCGCCUUCCCCCCGAAUGCAGCUGGGAUAGGCUCCAACACUCCCCGCGACCCCAAAAGGGACAAGCGGUAAAACAUGGAUGGAUGGUAGGACGUGAUUUGACAGCAGCAUGUCUGAAUUGGUCACAACAAAAUGGCUGCCGCAUCUGUACACCAAAGACUAUAAAAAUGGGACCCAUUAACCCCCUGCUUGGCACUCAGCAUCAAGGGUUGUAAUUGGGGUUAAAUCACCAAAAUAUUUUCCGGGCGCGGACAUCGCUGCUGCUCACUGCUCCCCUCUCCUCCCAGGGGGCAAACAGGGGAUGGGUCAAAUGCAGAGGUUAAUUUUACCACAACUAGUGUGUGUGUGUGAGACUAUCAUUGAUACUUUAACUUUUAACCCUUCUGCUCUUUUAUAGGGCUUCCAAUAAUACCCAGAAUGCUUUCCCAUAGGUUGGCUUGCAAACAAAAUCCAACGUUUCAAAACUUUAAACAGAUAAAGUUAUAGUGAUCUAAUAAAGGACCUAAAAGAUACUAACACUAUCUAAUCCUCAGAUUUGACCAACUAAACACAAGAUGAAUUAAACAGAAGACAAACUGCUGUUAUUUGAUGCGGUCUGAUGUCAUUAGUGAUGAUUUCAUCAACCCCACAAAACCAGGAAACACCUGGCGGCUCCGCCCCAAACAGUUCUGAAGGUGAGCUGCCAUGCAAAUAUUACAUAACUCAAUACAUCAAACUGAAGCCAAAAUAAAAGCAGUACUGCAACAUAUGUUGGCAAACCAAUAACAUAGGUGUGUGAAUUUGACCUGUUGAGAUGAGUGAUUACUGCCAAGCCGUCACAAUAACUGUAACUAUAUCAGUAACUCACUGUCCUUACAGUAGUUUUUCCUACAAGAUACUCUCCUUACAUAUUGUUGUGCAAAAAGCUGCAUAAGUCUAUGUCUAUUCAAAUGUAUCCAUUGCCAACAUUUGCAGUGUUACGCAUAUGGAGAGUGUUCUAUCUUGUUUUUUUUCCUGAUCGGCAUGGAAUAUUGACCAUAAUUAAUGAAGCACAGACUUACAGAUCAAUAAGCACAAACACACAGCAAACAUGAUCAAUAAUUUUCGGCCAAAUAAGAUCAUUUGCAUGCUCACAUUAUGAUAAAAUGUCCCAUGAGCAUUGAUGAAGAAGUAAUGAUCUUACGUAACUUAAUACCAGUCAUAUGGUGCAAUGCUUCUGUUAGAAAGUGUUAGAUUGUAGCUUCUGUGUCUAUAUGUGUAUA